This is a messenger RNA of Xiphophorus maculatus (southern platyfish), 2245 nucleotides long. RefSeq names its product macrophage receptor with collagenous structure (gene marco). NCBI's taxonomy places the organism in Eukaryota, Metazoa, Chordata, Actinopteri, Cyprinodontiformes, Poeciliidae. The transcript is spliced from 13 exons. The coding region runs from base 75 to 1271 and encodes 398 amino acids. The record is from RefSeq and is a predicted model, not a curated record. Gene Ontology annotation, cellular component: membrane.
CCUGAGAGGAGUUAUUUUCCCAACAUCAAGAACUACUUAAGCAAGAGGAAGGCAGACAUUAAACUGUAGUGAGAAUGGAGAUAGCAGUGGACAAGACAAUGGACCAGGUCACACAUUAUAAUCCACUGUUCGACAUGUCGCUGAGCAGGAGCGAGCGCUACAGCUUCCAGCAUGAUGAUCUGAAACCAGCCCCCUCCAGAAGACACUGGAGUUUUACUGUGAUAAUUAUCUGGGUCAUCUUACAGACAGCGCUUGAUGCCUUUCUCAUUUAUAAAGUUGUGUUGGGAGUGAGCCCUGAGCCACAGAGCCCAACGUCUCAUCAUAGCGCCCUCAGCAACAACGACCUUGACCUCAACCUUCUAAUCCACAACAACAGCCAAGAAGCCAACAAUCUGAGGAGCCACUUACGGGUUUUGCAAAAUCAGGUCAAGAGUCUGUGUGGUGAGGAAGGUCAGCUACAAAGAUUACGGGCUGACCUGAACUUGCUCAAUACCAGCAACCACAACCUGGAAAACAAACUAACAAACAUUCAAAUCAAAACAGGCCCACCAGGUACAAACGGAGUACCCGGACUACAAGGUCCGAAAGGAGAGAGAGGCCCAAAAGGUGACAGUGGGGUUCCUGGCCAUUCUGGUCAAAAGGGUGAAACAGGACUUAAAGGGGGAAAAGGAGAACAGGGAGCUGCUGGUGAAGUUGGUCCCACAGGUUCAGCAGGGAAUCCAGGAGCACCAGGCAAUAAGGGGGAGCCAGGGGACCCAGGAGCCCCAGGCCCUCGUGGAGAAAAAGGUGACUCUGGAAUGUCUGGACAGAAAGGGGAGUCUGGAUUGCCUGGUUCACCUGGAUUAAAAGGACAAAAAGGAGACCCUGGAAGUGUUGGCCCUCGGGGACCCCCAGGUGCAAGAGGACCUAUUGGAUUUAAUGGGACUCAGGGUCAACCUGGACUGCAAGGAGAAAAGGGCGAGUCAGGAAAACAGAUCAAAGUGCGUCUAGUGCCUGGAAAAAACAGAGGACGAGUGGAAGUCAUGCACAGUAACAUCUGGGGCACCAUUUGUGAUGACAGCUUUGGAACUUUAGAUGGGAGAGUGAUCUGUAAGAUGCUAGGGUUCCAGUCUGUUGUUUCCACCUUCACUGCUACCCCAGGUACCGGUAGGAUCUUGUUGGAUGAGCUGCAAUGCACAGGAGCAGAGUCUGACAUCUUUGACUGUCCACACAGUGAAGUUGGUGUUCAUAACUGUAGUCAUGAUGAGGAUGUGGGAGUACAAUGUACAUAGACGCAGAAGAGAGAUUAAACUGUGCAAAACUUAACUUUGUAGUCCUUAUGUUAGACUGAAAUUUAUCACAUUAUUCCAUGUUUUCCUUUCCAGUCAUAUCGCUUGAGUUAUACACUAUUGGACCAUAACUUUAGAGGCACUAUUUUCUCGGAGUAGGUCCCAUAUUAUGAAUGAAAAACCUUCCCUGCAAUUGGCUUAACUUAACAUCUGACCUUCUUGGGUGUAUUUGGCAUUGAUCAUUCCACAGAUGAUACAUUACACCAGGGCCAGCCCAAAGCAUAAGCAAACUAAGCAGCCACUUAGGGCGCCGGGGCGCUAGGGGGCCCCCUAAGUGGAAUAUAUAUAUAUAUUUUUUUAGUAAUGAUUUCCGUGUGAUUAUAUUAACAAAAACACAUAAAUUCAUGAUAAAGUUGUGAUUUUUUUAACAAUAAUAUAUGUUUGAUAAUAAUAUGUAGAAAUCUUUCUUAUAUAGGCAAAAAUAAAAAUAAAUAAAUUGCUCUUGGGGCCCCCUGGAGCGCGCGGUAGGUACCGCACUGAACGGUAAUAUGAGCUGCUGUGCAGAGCGCAUCCAAACCUCCAAAGCAUCAGCAGAAGAUAAGUUAUCAAAACAAUGUCACAAAAAAUGAUUUAUCCUUCAGGGAAAGAGAAAAGAAAGAGGAAGACUGGAGAAAAAGUCAAGGUAAAAGUAUGUUUUAAUGUGUGUUGGUAAUGUAAUGUUUAUCAGGAAGAUUUGUGGAAGUGCUAAUUGAAAAUUAGCUUGAUAGCACAAAUGUUUGUAUUUGUGUGAAGCUAAGUUUGAACUUUAAAUGACUUGAUUCUCGUGGUUGACCCUGGAUAUUCCUGAGAUUAUUUGCCUUCAAAACAUUUUUGAUAACGUUUGAUAUCAAUAAUUAAAACUUCUCAAUGUUUGAUAUUGUCUAGCAAACCAUCAGGCUACAUGGCUAGUGCAUUAAUAAAUCGAUGAGCUACUCUAA